This is a messenger RNA of Lindgomyces ingoldianus, 1080 nucleotides long. RefSeq lists its product as uncharacterized. Lineage: Eukaryota; Fungi; Ascomycota; Dothideomycetes; Pleosporales; Lindgomycetaceae. The record is from RefSeq and is a predicted model, not a curated record. The transcript has 9 exons. The coding region runs from base 1 to 1080 and encodes 359 amino acids.
AUGAUCUUCGAUGAGAUCUUUGUGGUCACCUCAACUCGAGUCCUUCUAUCAAUGUCCCGUUUCCAAAGUCCUUCACAUCAUUAUUUUGGUUUUCCUCACCAAGUGCAAAAGUCCAAGGAUCAUCCCAACAAUACCACUAAAGUCGAUCUACUCCUCCCACCAACCCGAAUACUGAUCUAUUUCCAUCAAUUCUACUGUCGAUCUGUUGUCCUGGAGCUCAUGUCUCUGUGUUCUUGCUUCCGCUUCAUGUGCUCUGCCGACUUGAACCGAACCCGUACUCUAGCGAAUAUUACAAUCGCAGCUGAAAUUGUAGAUCGAGCUACCCAAUCAGCGCUGCUUGAGCUGCCCGGUAUCGGUAGACCCUGGCGUAGUGAUACUUGCAAGCAGCGGGCAGCGUCUAAGUUUCGUUCACGGCCAAACAAUUUUGGUCGCUGUAUCCUUUGCAACAGAAGAGAUCACCAAAGCGCGACCGUAGCGUGCUACACAGACCCAGAUCCGGCAUCGUUAAUCACCGUACAUCGCAUUCUAACCAAAACCCCCUCGGCCGUUCACUUUUACGUACCUGUACGAUUCUUGCACUCAUGCAUACACGUGACAAUGGCCAAUCUGAAGACGUACAUCGAUUGUCAAAGAAAGUCUCCGAGCACGACUUCAACUUAUUUGAACUUCUACAAAAUACUUACUCAUAAAAAUGCCACCGGCAUCAAAGCAUAUCUUCAAGCCCAUUACUGUCUCUUUCGAGACUGCAGUUACAAAGAGCAACGAAAAGAGAAAGGAGAGCUUCACGAACCCAGCCAGAGGAUGCAUUGGUGGGCUAAAAUGGUAAUUGGCGCUUCCGCAUCACCUCCACUCACCCCGAUGUGCGCUCUUGGCCUGAUCUACAUGCAUGGGUAUGGACUGGGGUGGAAGAGGCCAAAAUUAUUCAACUGUUACAGGGUGCUCAUUUUGCCCCACCAGAGAAGCAACAUGCCAUGGAACCAGCACUUUCAUUCACGAAAUACAUCUGUAUUGAAGCCAUCUAUACUUUCCAAAGCAAUUGUAUUAGAGAUUCCUCUUCACGUCCCCCCAUCUGCAUAUUAG